AUGUCCGAUGAGAAAACAAAGCGCAGGGUGGCUGUGAUAGGGGCGGGUGUAGCAGGACUCUGUUCAUUGAAGAAUAUGGAAGGUUACAGAUGUGACGUUUGCGGGAAAAGGUUUGCAAGGGAAGAUAAUCUUGCACAGCACAGAAAAAAGCACGAUCUGUAUCAAUGUUCAGAUUGUCCUCAGGCCUUUACAACGGAGAAUAAUUUAGAAUUACAUCGCUAUCACCGUCAUGGUCAAUCUGGAAGAGGGAAAAAGAGAACAAACGAAUCUCCUCAAUCCGGACCUUCGAUGAAAAGACGAAUUACCAAGAUGGAUGACCCUACAGAAAACUACAGAGUUACUCCUCUUGGUGAACAAAAAAUGCGGAAAUUUAACACCACGGCAAACAGAUAUCGAGUUCAGUUUCAAGACCUGGAAAUCAGAAAUCUACCUAAUAUUCUACAAAGUCUGCGUCGCCUCUUUUCCUCGAUGAUUAAAGAUUUGACAGGAUUCAUGGACACCAGAGACUUAAUUCGUUUAACUGUGCAGUGUCCAGAGCUGGAUUACCCCAUAAGUCUACCCUUCAUGCGGGUUUCACAGCUAUCGGCGGAUCGUCUUCUCACCGAAAUAGAACGCGUGCUGCAAUCUUAUGAGGAAUUUGUCUUAAAUCAGUCAUUAGAGAUUGAAGUGAUCCAUGUCAAACUGCCCUCUGGAAAAGGACAUGAAAAGAAAAGCUACGUUGAUCUUGAGAAGUCGCUGAAAGAAAAGAGAAGCUUCAUCAAGAUUAUCAAUAGAGACCAUUUAUGUUGUGCAAGAGCCAUUGUGACGGCCAAAGCUAGAAUUGACAACCAUCCAAAAUGGAAUUCGAUUCGAACAGGUAGAAGUAUACAGAGAACCCUAGCCGAAGACUUGCACAAAAUUGCCAAUGUGCCUUUACGGCAGUGCGAUUUGGAUGACGUGAAGGCCUUUCAGUUGGCGUUGCCUGGAUACCAGAUCCACGUUGUCUCUAAAGAUUGCUUCAACGCCAUCGUGUACCAAGGCCCAGAGGCAGAGAAGAAGAUCUACUUGUAUCAUCACAAGAAUCAUUAUGAUGUGAUUACUACGAUGUCGGGGUUCUUAAACAGGAGUUAUUUUUGCCAGAAAUGCCAGAAAGGAUUUAACACCAAAGAAAAGCAUAUCUGCAAUGAACCAUGCCAUCUAUGCCACAGAUGCCAUGACGACCAAUCAGAAGACUGGCAGUAUUGCUUCACGUGCAAUCGUCAUUUCAAGAAUACGACCUGUUUCCAACUUCACGCUGAAAUGUCCUCUCAAGGCAAUUCAACCUGUCAGACUUACUAUCGUUGCAGUCAGUGCUCCACCACAGUGAACAGAAACAAAUCAAAACAACCGCACGUGUGUGGAAACAAAUACUGCGACAUUUGCAAGUUGUUUAUGUCCCAAGAUCACGUGUGUUACAUGAAAACCACGGCAGAGGAAGAAGAAACGAAGCUGUUGAAAAGAAAACGGAAAAUAACAGUAGAUGGAGACGACGACCAACUCAAACAGUGGAUAUUUUUUGAUUUUGAAUGCACACAGGAAGACAUGAUCCAGUGUGAUGAGGGUUUUUUCCCCCAAAUAUCCAUCAAGUGUGGAAAUUGUCAUCGCAAAAACUGUCACUCGAAUCCGUGCGAACAGGGCUUUAUUCCGAGGAAAAUCACUUCCUGCAAAAAUUGCAACCAAUCAUCGUGUGGUUCAUUUCGACACGUGCCAAAUUUAUGUGUCGUUCAUAAGGUGUGCGAAGAAUGCAUUGACGAAGACGAGAUCAACGAGAAUAGCUACUGUUCAUUAUGCCAAUACAAGCAACGAUUAUUCAACGGUCCAAACACUCGUGACGAUUUCUGUAAAUGGUUGUUCUCGGAGGAAAACGAAGGAGCCAAAGUGUUCUGUCAUAACUUUCGAGGGUACGAUAGCUAUCCCAUCGUCAGUUACUUGUACGAGAACGCUAUCUUGCCGGAGGUCAUCAUGAACGGAUCCAAAUUCAUGAGCAUCGAGAUACCUCGUCUCAAAAUUAAAUUCCUGGAUUCCAUGAAUUUCAUACCCAUGGCUCUCUCAAAGAUGCCAAAGGCGUUUUACAUACCUGAAGUCGCCAAGGGCUAUUUUCCACACCUAUACAAUCGAAAAGAAAAUCAGAGGGUUAUCAUGAAUCAACUUCCAGACGUACAGUUCUAUAAUCCAGAUGGUAUGAUGCCCGAUGAUCGCACCAAGUUUCUCCGAUGGUACGAAGAACAUCAACACGAUAGUUUUGAUUUUCAGAAAGAAAUAAUCAAAUAUUGUCGGUCUGACGUCGAUAUCCUCAGGCGAGGGUGUCUCAAAUUCCGCGACAUCUUCAUGGACAUGACGUCACGAGAUGAUCGGGACGGAGUUGACCCUUUCGAACGCUGCAUCACCAUUGCCUCGGCUUGUAAUCUGGUAUUUCGCAGUCUGUUUUUGGAAAGAGAGUCUAUCGGCAUUAUACCACCCCAAGGGUAUAGACCGAAAGACAGACAGUCCGUCAAGGCCAUGCAGUGGAUAAAAUACCAUGCUCAUCAAACAAACGUAGAGAUUCAACAUGCAGACAACGUAGGGGAAAAAACAAUUGGUCCGUACAGAGUCGAUGGAUACUAUGAAAUAGGGAGUCAGAAAAUAGUGAUGGAAUUCCAUGGUGAUUAUUGGCACGGUAACCCCAAAUGCUAUUCUGCCAACACCCUCAAUAAAGUCGUGGGAAUGACCAUGGGAGACCUCUAUCAGAGAACCUUGGAAAAGAGAAGGUACUUGGAAUCUUUGGGAUAUACUUAUCUGCAGAUGUGGGAGUCUGAUUUUGAUCGGGCCGUAGAGUCCACAGACGAAAUGAAGUCUUUUAUAGAGCACCUAGAGUUAACCUCGCCCUUACAACCUAGAGAUGCCUUUUUCGGCGGUAGAACCGAAGCUUUUAAACUGCAUGCCCAGGCAGAUGAAGACACCGAUAUCAAAUAUUUUGAUGUGACUUCUCUUUAUCCCUUCAUCAAUAAAACGGGCAAGAUUCCAUUGGGACGCCCUCAGAUCGUGACUGAAAAUUUUGAUCUUCUUCAAAACUACGAAGGCCUCGUCAAAUGCCGCAUCCUUCCCCCAAAAGAUCUAUACAUGCCAGUUCUUCCAUCGAAAAUCAACAAUAAGCUCCUGUUUGGCCUCUGUCGAACGUGCACGGAGAAACACAUACAGACCUGUGAGCACACCGAUCGGGAAAGAACGAUUACUGGAACCUGGGUCACCGACGAGGUCAAAAAAGCCGUAGAAAUGGGUUACGUAAUAGACAAGAUUUUCGAAGUGUGGCAUUUCGAUCGUAUAUCACAGUACGAUCCACAAGCAAAAUCGGGCGGAGCAUUCACCGACUACGUCAAUACAUUUCUCAAAAUGAAGCAAGAGGCAUCCGGUUGGCCAAAAUGGUGUCAAACGGAAGAAGACAGACACAAGUACAUAGAGGAAUAUCACCAAAGAGAAGGAAUUCGUCUCGAAUAUCAUAAUAUCGUAUCGAACCCAGGUCUCAGAGCGCUGGCAAAACUUAUGCUCAAUAGUUUUUGGGGUAAAUUUGGUCAGCGAGAAAACAUGCCCAAAACAACGUACGUGACAGAUCCCUGCGAAUAUUUCGAUAUGUUGACUAGCAAUUACCAACAGGUCAAAGACGUCAGCUAUGUGUCCGAAGAGAUGGUACGACUCCAGUGGGUCUUAGACGACGAUUUUGUGGAGACCAGUGGUCGAACCAACGUGGUCAUCGCAGCGUACACUACGGCCCAGGCCCGUCUAAAAUUAUACUCCUAUCUGGAAAAAUUAGGCGAUCGGACUCUAUAUGCUGACACGGAUUCGGUCAUCUUCACCGCACGGGCUGGGGAAUGGUCGCCGCCUCUGGGUGAUUACUUGGGGGAUAUGACAGACGAGACCCCCGGUAAGAAAAUCCUUUCCUUUGUCACCGGCGGACCGAAAAAUUAUGCGUAUACCGCCCAAGACCAAGAUGGGAAGAUAAGUACCUGUUGCAAAGUUAAAGGUAUCACACUGAAUUACAAGAACAGUUUGGAUAUCAACUUUGAUACCAUCAGAAAUAUGAUCACUUCCAGCGAAGCGUCUGUCGUCACGGUCCGGAACGAUUACAAAAUUGCCCGAGAUUCCAAAACCACAGAAAUCAUCACCAGAAAGGAAAAUAAAGACUACAAACUUGUUUUUGACAAAAGAGUCUUGCAAAGUGGAUUGAUAUCGGUACCAUACGGAUAUUUGAAUGUAUCAUAG
This is a messenger RNA of Saccostrea cuccullata (small rock oyster), 4254 nucleotides long. RefSeq lists its product as uncharacterized. NCBI's taxonomy places the organism in Eukaryota, Metazoa, Mollusca, Bivalvia, Ostreida, Ostreidae. The transcript has 4 exons. Gene Ontology annotation, biological process: DNA replication. Gene Ontology annotation, molecular function: nucleotide binding; DNA-directed DNA polymerase activity; DNA binding. The record is from RefSeq and is a predicted model, not a curated record. The coding region runs from base 1 to 4254 and encodes 1417 amino acids.